Molecule: messenger RNA, 532 nt
Organism: Coffea arabica (coffee)
Lineage: Eukaryota; Viridiplantae; Streptophyta; Magnoliopsida; Gentianales; Rubiaceae
Product: NADH-ubiquinone oxidoreductase 20.9 kDa subunit-like
Cellular component (GO): respiratory chain complex I
Source: RefSeq, a predicted model, not a curated record
AGAAAAAACAAGAGCUAACAAAAAAUGAAUACAGACAUCACAGCAUCAGCAAAGCCAGAAUAUCCAGUUAUAGAUCGCAACCCACCCUUCACCAAGGUCGUGGGCAACUUCAGCACCCUUGACUACCUCCGCCUCACCACCAUCACCGGCGUUUCAGUCACGGUCGGCUACCUCUCCGGAAUAAAGCCUGGGAUAAGGGGCCCAUCAAUGGUGACUGGGGGAUUAAUUGGACUGAUGGGUGGGUUCAUGUACGCGUACCAGAAUUCUGCAGGGAGGCUUAUGGGAUUUUUCCCUAAUGAUGGAGAGGUAGCCAAGUACAAGAAGUUGCUCUAGGGUUCUUGCCCUGUCUUGUGCUAAUUUGUAGCAUUUCUUUACGUUUUCUAGAGAUAAUUGAGGAAAGGAAGGAACUUUGUGACGGUUUUGGUGAAAAAGGUGCUAUGAGAAAUAAUUAGACUCUGGCUACUCUUUGAUUCGGAUUGUUUUUGUUCUCAGUUUAUAUAUUGAUCAUUCAAGAUGCUUCUUUUACUCCCAA